This is a messenger RNA of Conger conger (European conger), 3891 nucleotides long. It is a transcript of the gene ppm1g, whose product is annotated as protein phosphatase, Mg2+/Mn2+ dependent, 1G. NCBI's taxonomy places the organism in Eukaryota, Metazoa, Chordata, Actinopteri, Anguilliformes, Congridae. The transcript has 10 exons. The coding region runs from base 418 to 2061 and encodes 547 amino acids. Gene Ontology annotation, biological process: protein dephosphorylation. Gene Ontology annotation, molecular function: cation binding; protein serine/threonine phosphatase activity. The record is from RefSeq and is a predicted model, not a curated record. Gene Ontology annotation, cellular component: nucleoplasm.
CGCUUCCGCUUCCUUUAUGUCUCAUCUCGCUCGCUUUUAGGAGGUUGUUGAUUAUGGUUUGCGUUACACGUGCUGACAUUUUCCUUUAUUUUCCGCGAUAUUAUAAGCAAUAAAAACAAUACAUUCUUUAAUCCUUAGAUACAUUCGUCAGUCUAUCUGGUAACGUGACAGGUAACGUGCCAGUGGCAUUAUUUUACCUACAGGGACAACUCAGUUAGCUUGCAGUCAAGCUAGCUAAGUUAGCUAACCACCUGUAAUUAAUUGUCAGAUUAAAAGUGCAACGACUAUAAUUGAUUUCAAUGAAUUAAAGGUCGUAGACGUUUUAACUUAAAAGCCCAUUGAUAACUAUUUUCUUUCGAUACAUUCUGGCAGCAUUCCGUGUUUCCAAGGAUUCCUGAUAAGCAGCAUUUUUCCAUCAUGGGGGCUUACUUGUCGCAGCCCAACACAGUUAAAUCUGUAGAGGACGGAGGCAGCAAAAACAUGAGCUACGGGUAUGCAGCCAUGCAAGGCUGGCGCGUUUCCAUGGAGGAUGCUCACAACUGCAUUCCAGAACUGGAUGAUGAAACGGCCAUGUUUGCGGUUUAUGAUGGACAUGGAGGUGAGGAAGUUGCAUUGUACUGUUCCAAAUACCUGCCUGAAAUCAUAAAAGAACAGAUGGCAUACAAAGAUGGCAAACUGCAAAAGGCUUUGGAAGAUGCAUUCUUGGCAAUUGACAGCCGGAUGACCGUAGAGGAAGUUAUCAAAGAGCUGUCCCAAAUUGCAGGACGACCGCAGGAUGAAGAGGUGAAGGACAAAGUGGCUGAUGAAGAUGAUGUGGACAAUGAGGAAGCUGCUCUCUUGCAUGAAGAGGCUACCAUGACUAUUGAGGACCUGUUGAUCCGCUAUGGACAGAACUUGAACUCUGUCAAAAACGGCAAAAAGCCCUGCCCCGCCGCGAAGAGGCAGUCAGAGUCGGAGGAACAGGAGAGGCCCUACUCUUGCAAAGACAUUAACGGAGAGACGCAGUAUGGGUGCUCGAGUCUGGAUGACAGUGAGAUGUCAAAACCUGACAAUGCAGGUGGCUUGAAAGCCCGGGCCUGCAGGAGCUUGGGGGAAGGUGGAUCAGGAGCAAGCACAGUGGAGAAGACCAAGGGCGAGCUGGAGGCUGGGGGAACGGGUGAUGCUGGUCCUUCCUGCUCCUCCUGUCCUGCUCAGCCCCAGUGGGGCAGCAAGUCCAAAUUCUUUGAGGACAGUGAUGAGUCCGAAGGAGAGGAGGAGGAGGAAGAGGAAGACAGUGAGGAGGAGGACUGCAGUGAGGAAGAAGAGGGUGAUUACAGCAGUGGAGAAGAUGAGGAGGAAGAAGAUGACGAAGAAGACAGUGAUGCAGAGGAUGAGAUGUGCCUUCCUGGAAUGGAUGGAAAAGAGGAGCCUGGCUCAGACAGCGGGACCACAGCAGUCGUGGCAUUGAUCCGUAGCAAGCAGCUGAUUGUGGCCAAUGCAGGGGACUCACGCUGUGUGGUCUCUGAGCGGGGCAAAGCCGUGGACAUGUCCUACGACCACAAGCCAGAAGAUGAGUUGGAGUUGGCCCGGAUAAAGAAUGCCGGUGGAAAAGUGACAAUGGAUGGCCGUGUCAAUGGCGGACUCAACCUCUCCAGAGCCAUUGGUGACCACUUUUACAAACGGAACAAGGCCCUCCCUCCAGAAGAGCAAAUGAUCUCAGCUAUGCCGGAUGUGAAAGUACUGACUCUUAAUGAAGAUCACGAUUUUAUGGUCAUUGCCUGUGAUGGUAUCUGGAAUGUCAUGAGCAGCCAGGAAGUCGUGGACUUUGUCAGCAAGAGGCUAAAGGCAGAUGAGAACAGUGAAGUCAGACCAUUGUCCUCCAUCGUAGAGGAGCUUUUGGACCACUGCCUGGCACCAGACACAUCAGGGGAUGGAACAGGGUGUGACAACAUGACCUGCAUCAUCAUCAGUUUCUCCCCACACCUCUGCAGCACCCAGGCUGAGGGCUGCAAGAAGCGCAAGCCAGACCAGAGCUGUCUGGAGAAGAACGGGAGCGACGUCAAGAAGUCCAAAUCUGAAUAGAAACGACCAGUCAAACAGGUUAAUUCUUUUUAGGAAACCAAUCAGAACUGGUCUUUUUCCCCCACUGGGACAUUAGACUCAUGAAGACCAUGAGGACCAUGUGAUUUCUAUUAGUAUGUUUAAUUUGAGAAAAUGUAAAUGGCCCGUUUUUUUAUAACUAUCUGCUGAAUGCUUCUUUAAAUGUUUUCUUCCCAACUAGUCUGUAGUGCUGUUGUUUGGACAAAGGUGAAAUUUGAUGUAGUCUGAAUCCAAAAGGAAAUGGUUACUUCUCUAUAGUUUGAUUACAGACAUGAUUAUUCUGGAGUGUGGUAAGCUGUGGAUCCAAAUCUUAUGCAAAAUUCCAAUAACUCAGGAUGAUGUUAGUUCAGCUCCAAUUUGACACCCAACAAGGCCUGUGUUCAACUUUAGUGGCGAAACAAAGCCUGUAAUUUCACAAUGAUUAAAUUACAUUUUGCAAGAGUAAUGUCUUUGGUACCAAGGCAAAAAUACAGCUGGUCCAAUAUUCCUUACCUGUACAUAAGUAAGCUUAUUUACCAUGUCCAGGAAUUUUGGAUGGGACUUGGGUCUAAAGAAUACCAAGUGUCAGGAAAAUGCAAUUGGGCCAAAACGCUUUACCAGUAUGUAAUUGGGGCUCAAUUUAUAUGUUUAGGAAUCUAGGAAGGGAUCUGAAUAAUACCAAGUGUCAGGGCCUCCUGUUAAGCAUGGUUGAAGGUAUCUGAUGUGUAAUGCACAUGAAAUUAUCGAUCUUUCGGUAACACUUUAUUUGAAGGCACUUGCAUAAACCUAUACAUCUCCUUCAUAAGCACUACAUGGCACAUUCAUAAACACCCCAUAAGCACUUGUGUAACGAAAUGGGUGAAUGGUGUGUUGUCAAAAUUGACGCAGCCAGUUACAUUACCAUGACAUACCAAGUGAAAUUACAUGAGUGGUCAUUGAUGAACACUUAUGUAGUGCUUAUGGAGUUGUAUAGCUCUUAUGUAGGAGCCUUCUAAUGUUACCAAUCCUUUAAUGUACCACGCAUUUUUUCAUUCACCCCCAUAUUGUGUAUAUAUGUAUAUUUUACAUGCCUAUCCAUUUUAGUCUAAAUAGUUUUUUUUUCUCGUAAUUGAUUUGUCUUAUUUGAACAUUAUGCAAAUACAUUCAUACCUUUUUGAAAUUGCAAAUGGAAAAAUAUUUUUUCUGAAUGUGUAUGCAUUUGAAGGCAGUGUCAUGUUUGUCUUUAUACCCAUCAGGGAGUUCAAAAUAAGUCUUCCCUUAUUUCAGUAUCCCAGAAUUAUUUUGACAAUGAAUUUAAAAUGCGUUUAGUAUUAGAUUGUAUGCAGGGCCUUCACAGUUGAGAAUCUGCAGUUAAUACUUCUUGAUCAGCUUACAUGUUUGUUUCAUUUGCAUUGGAGGAGCCUGAGAGUUGGGCAGAACAUCAUAAACCAUGCCUUUUUUGUGUGGAAACAUCUUAAUUCUGUCAACAUUGAAGCAAAAUUACUUUAGCCAAUAUUACUGUACUGAGCCAUGCAACCUAACAAAGUCAUGUUGGUUUAUCUCUGCAGUGGAUGCCCCCUUCCUUUGCUUAGUUCAAUAAGGUUUAUAUGAGGUAUAUUUGAAUACAUAUUUUGGUACUUUUUUGAAGCAUCUUUAUAUUGCUGGGUGCCUUGAGCUUAAAACAUUACUUCAAAAUAAGAUUCCAAUUUUGCCCUUGAGUCAAACAUGUCAAACAUUUUCAUUUUGUUCAGCAUUAGUGUACUGUACAGUUUCCCACUUGCUAUGGAUUUUGCCAAUUCUGAUGUUGGAAAGGACUGUACAACACUUCAAAUAAAGAUGUAGUUUUUAAACUUC